AUGUCCAACGGUUUAGGUCAACGGCCACUUUCCGAAGUGAGCCCUAUGGCGCAGCGACGGAACUCCCCCAGCUGGAACCAAACUACCAAGAUGCCGCACGGCGACAAGUCCACAUUUGACAAUUCUCCCUUGAGCCAUUCUUCCUCAACCCGUCAAUUCUGGAAAGGCCGAGAGUCACCAUCCCCAUUUGCGAAGGGUGCCGAGAAUCGCGCGCCAUAUGACCCUGAAUCAGUCUACGUACCCACAAAGCGUCCAUCACUCGAGGAUCUGAAGCGUGCGUCGCGCGUCAAGAACAACAGCAUGUUUCAAAGCGCACAAGAAUAUGAUCCUACCCAAGUUUCUCUUCCACACAGGCCUCUGGCAGUACACCGGAUUUCGGAUCGCGAUAGCCAAACGAAUACAAGCACUUCACAACUCCCAGAAGAGUGCACAAUGGAUCCUCCUCCGAGGCCAAUGUCGCCCAGCAAAGACCAACCCUCGCCCAGCAAAUCCUCGCUGUCAAAGGGAACUCGGUAUGGCAAGGGUUUCGAUCCACAGCAUGACAUCUGGUCAGAGUAUGACAGCACUGGGCAGCGGCAUUCCAAGAGUGUGAAGUUCGACGUUGCUCCACCUCAAGUGAAUGAAUAUGAAAUGCGCACGCCAGAUCUUGCCUCUGUGGCUUCCGACUCUCGUGAAAAUAGCUACGAUUCCGAAGAAGAGGGAGACAUCAGCUUCGACCACGACACAUCCUUUGAGCGAGAUGACAGCUUUGAUGCGUCCCUGGAGGAUAUCGAAAAGACGCCAGUGGUGUUGCCGGAGGACUGGAGAUUCAUGACCCCCGAUAGCGACAAUGAGGAGGGAGAAUCGUUUGCUGAAUCUGCCUGUGAUGAGGAGGUUCCCAAAACGCAAGAUAGAUCAUCGGGUGAUGUAACCUCCAGCCACACGAGAGUGGAAUCCCUCGAUUCCAACGGCGAACGCCGUCCUCUUCCCCCGCUGCCUUCGCUUUCGCGUCUGUCUCUCUCCGGCCCAACCUCGCCUGGAAAGCUUGCAGCAGCUUUCGAGCUUGGCAGCUCGGGCCACCGAUCGCUUCCUGCAGCAGCUUCUUACAGCAAGGCAGACAUCGGGGGCGGCAUGACCUUGGAAGAGCGCUUGAAACUCAUGAUUAUUGAUGAGAAGGAAAUUGAUGAUAAUGAAUCGAGUGAAGAAACUACCAUUGUGGAGAAGGCUGAUGUGGAGGUUGUCCAACAAAGCAAGCCCGACAGUGAAGCAGCGAAGCCCGGUGACGCUGAGAAGCCCAAUGACGAGAUUUUCUCUCCCCCUCGUAUCUCUCGGGAUUCCAUCUUGAGAGAUCUGCGAAAGGGAGAAGCCUUUGACAAUGACGAGUUAUCUGAGGAGGAGUCACAGCUUGACCUUCCAUCAAGCCCUCACUCCUAUCAGUACUACGACCCCGACGUUCCAAUUCCCUCUCUGGAGGGGGAUGAAGAGGAAGAUAUCGAUUUCGAUGACUCUUCCAGCGUCAUUGUCAAAGAAGAGGCCAGAGAUGACUCCCUCUAUGCCAUCACGGACUACUAUCAGCAUAUCUCUGAUAACAGUCUUUCUUCUCGCGACCAGAGGGCAACAUACGACGACGAAAGCAAUUACUCGCUCAAAUCUGCUGCCGAGGCUGCUGGUGUCAAGGUCGAAGUUGACGAAUCCAGGGAACCAACCCCUACUGUCGAGGACACUGCCAAUGUUGACGAUGCUCUUUCGAAAAUCAAACUGGAGGAGGAGACGCCCGAGCCGAUCGAUAAUAUUCCAGUUGAACACGGCUCCCACGAGCAACAGGUCGAGCGUGCCAUGACUCCCGAUAUCAAGGAAGAGCCGUUGUCUGAGCCCUCUACUCCCAACUCCGUAAUUCGUCAUUCUGUCGAGGACGACGAGAAUGCAGAGGAGAUUCUUGAGGGGGAGGAUAUCAGUUCCUCCGACGAGUCGAUUCCGGAACCUGUCGCAACUAUUCGCGCCUCUGGUGCUGGCUUGAAGACUCGGCCUUCGUUGACACCCGCCGAUAUGGAGUCAAUGGCAGCGACUCGUCGCAAAAUCAGUGGCCAAUAUCCCCCAGCCAUGCCCACCCUUGCGAAACAACCUUCAAACGACAGUGACACCCAGCAUGAGGAAUCCGAUCAAGAGGACAAACCGUCCGAUUUGCCCCCUAAGCUGGAGCUGCCUCCCAGCCUCACUCAACGACAGACCAGCUUGAUGAAACUCGACAUACCUUUCAGUAUUCAAGAAGAAAGUCUGGGCUCCGGCCUCAGCAAAGAAUUUGACCGUGUCAUCGAGUCCCAAAAGGUUGCGUUCGAACUCGCUCUUUCCCAAAGCUAUGCCCGUCUUUCACCGGCUCCAAAGGCCCAACCCCUGCCGGUCCCAAGCGCUCAGGACCAUCUUUCUGAUCACUUCUUGACGCGGCCAUUAACUGACAAUUGUUAUCCGAAACAGAGAGGGUACCUGAUGAGACAGAACACAAAGGUUGUGAUUGCUAGCAACCGCAACGAUGACGAGCCUACGACCCCCACAGACCCAACCAGUCCCGAUCCUCGCGGCACUCGUUCUGCAGGAUCUUCUCCCCGGAAAGCAAGCCAACAGACGUGGACCACUGUUCCUUGGAAUGGCCAGCCGCGACGGCCAAGCGUGAAGCUGGCGGGGAGCAUUCCCAAGAAGAAGCCUUUGCCAGGCGCAGUUCCUCCACUUCCGGGCCAACCAAGCAACGUUCAAGAAUCUCCGGCGACCAUUGAUGAGAAUGAGCAGCUGGUGACUGAGGCAUAUGAAGAGGGAGAGGAACGCGGUCGACUGUUCGUCAAGGUUGUGGGCAUCAAGUAUCUUGACCUGCCUAUGCCUCGAGGUGAACGAUCCUACUUCGCUCUGACUCUGGACAAUGGCCUUCAUUGUGUGACCACAUCAUGGCUCGAACUUGGUAAAUCUGCGCCGAUUGGCCAAGAAUUCGAAUUGAUCGUGCAGAACGAUCUUGAGUUCCAGCUCACAUUGCAGAUGAAGAUCGACGAGAGCAAGUUCUAUCCCCCGGAGGCUCCUGGUUCUCCCCGGCAGAAGACAUCGGCCCUCAGUCGGGUCUUUGCUUCGCCCCGCCGCCGCAAGGAACUCGACCUCAAGCAGCAAUUGCAGACGCAGCAACAGAAGGCGAACAACGUCAAUGCGCCCGUCUAUGAGCGGCUGAGAAACCUGGUGUCGCGUGACGGCAGCUUUGGCCGUGCGUAUGUUGCACUGAGCGAUCAUGAAAAGAUGGCCUUUGGUCGUCCCUACACCGUCGACGUUGCUUGUUUCAACGAGUGGGCGGUUGAUGAACAGCCGAGCAGUAUCAAGAGCAAGAAGAGCGCGACUAGUAUUUCCGCUCAGCGCCGACCUCCAUACAAGAUUGGUAAGCUGGAAUUGCAGUUGCUCUUCGUGCCGAAACCCAAAGGCAGCAAGGACGAAGACAUGCCGAAGAGCAUGAAUGCUUGUAUCCGCGAGAUGCGAGAUGCCGAGAGUAUGGCUGCACGCUCCUGGGAGGGUUUCCUCUCUCAGCAAGGUGGAGAUUGUCCGUUCUGGCGUCGUCGCUUCUUCAAACUGCAAGGUUCCAAACUCACCGCAUACCACGAGACGACUCGUCAACCUCGAGCCACCAUUAAUUUGGCCAAGGCGGCGAAGCUCAUCGACGACCGUCCUUCUUUGACUCAAAAGGAGACCAGCACUAGGGGUGGUGGUCGCCGCAAGUCUGCAUUUGCGGAGGAAGAAGAAGGCUACAUGUUUGUCGAGGAGGGAUUCCGGAUUCGUUUCGGAAACGGGGAGGUCAUCGACUUUUACGCAGACUCGCCGACCGACAAGGAAGGAUGGCUGAGAGUGCUGUCCGAGGCAGUUGGCAAGGGCUCUUCAGCCGGUGGUGGUGCCGUCAAGCCCUGGGCCGAGCUCGUGCUCAAGCAUGAGAAUAGCAUCAAGGCGCGACGCAAGACCGCUGAUCGCCUUCCUGCAAGUGGCAUUCCAGUCCCUCAGGCCUCGGCGGCUGGAAAGCGUACCAGCGUGCUGGGAGCACCACCACCACCGGCUUCUGCAGGGUCGGGGGCGCAGGCGCCUCCAUCUUCAAGACCGCGACACAAGCACACUUUCUCUCAGCCGGAGCUACCCAGUGCCGAGGCUCGCCGCCAGAAGACUCGAUCUAUGCUUUUCUAG
This is a messenger RNA of Penicillium oxalicum, 4173 nucleotides long. RefSeq lists its product as uncharacterized. NCBI's taxonomy places the organism in Eukaryota, Fungi, Ascomycota, Eurotiomycetes, Eurotiales, Aspergillaceae. The record is from RefSeq and is a predicted model, not a curated record. The transcript is spliced from 4 exons. Bases 1 to 4173 code for a protein of 1390 amino acids. Gene Ontology annotation, molecular function: GTP binding.